AUGGCUGCUACUUGUCUGAAUGGGAAUCAAGGUUUUUAUCCGCUAGCCUUUGGAUUGGUCCCAGGAGAGGAUGUUGACAAUUGGGAUUGGUUUAUGUGCAAUCUUAGCAACAUUGUUGAUGACCGUCCUAUCACCUUUAUGUCUGAUCGUCAUGAAGGAUUGUUGAGGGCUAUUCCUAAACACUUUCCUACUUCCCAUCAUGGCUAUUGUUACUACCACUUGCAAGGAAACUUACCAAUCAGGAAAUCGGACGAGAAGUACAAAGAAGUUAUGGCUUGUUUCAAAAAAGCAACUUAUGCUCUCACACCAGCAAGAUAUGAAGAAGCACUAAUGGAAAUGGAGUUAAUGGGAAGGCCUGGGGUUGCUGAGUAUUGCCGCAAUAUGCCUAGGGAACAUUGGUCCAGCGCGUUCUUCACUGGCUGUAGAUUUGGUCAGACUACAUCAAGCGUUGCUGAGUCCUUCAAUAAUUGGAUUCGGAAAGACAAGAGGUUGCCUGCCUGCGCCCUCGUUGACAUGAUCAGGUUACGCGUUAUGGAGUUGAUGAAUGAACGUCGCGAAAUGAGUCUUUUGAUGGACCCAGAGAAGCUCACUCCUACCUACGAGGCGUUACUUAAAGAACAUAUUCAAAUUGGUCGAGUUUGGAAUGUUACUCAGUCAUCUGCGUAUGAGUAUGAGAUUCAUUCGCCUAGGUCUCACACUGUUGAUCUGCUGAACAAGACUUGCACCUGCCAAAGAUGGCGUGUUUAUGGUUUUCCAUGCUCUCAUGCUACAGCAGCUAUAUCUGCCAAGGGUGAUCGAUACGUAGAUUAUAUCGAAGACUACUUCAAAGUUACAAAUUUUCAGCAGCUGUAUUCAAUUGCUAUCAGACCAAUCCCCAACUACAACAGGCCAGAGCAGUAUCUGCCAGAGGAUACUAUUUUUCCACCCCAUCCACGAGUUCCACCAGGUAGGCCAAAGGGAAAUCGUAUCAAGAAUGCAUGGGAGAAAGCUAGGAAGUCCGUCCGUUGUUCCAACUGUAAGAAGAAAACUCACCACAACAAGGCAACGUGCACUGUCAUUCCUUCAUACCCAUGA
Molecule: messenger RNA, 1074 nt
Organism: Papaver somniferum (opium poppy)
Lineage: Eukaryota; Viridiplantae; Streptophyta; Magnoliopsida; Ranunculales; Papaveraceae
Exons: 4
Coding region: 1-1074 (357 amino acids)
Molecular function (GO): zinc ion binding
Source: RefSeq, a predicted model, not a curated record